AUGACAACCGCUAAAGCCUACAGAAAAGGUUCUGUAUUUCCGCCUUUGGAAAAGGGCAAGCUUCGUCUUUACAGCAUGCGCUUUUGUCCGUACGCUGAACGAACCAGAAUGAUCCUGCAAUUUUUGAACGUGCCUCACGAAAUUGUCAACAUUAAUCUCCGAGAUAAACCUGAUUGGUUCGUUGAAAGGAAUCCUUUGGGACUGGUGCCCGUUCUUGAGAUUGAUGAUAAAGUGAUUUUCGAGUCUCCUAUAUGUGCAGAGUACAUUGAUGAAGUUUAUGGUGACAACAAGUUGCUCACUAAAGACCCUUACAAGAGAGCCCAGCAGAAAAUGUUGCUGGAAAGAUUUUCUAAAUUGCCUGUAGGCUUUUAUGCUGGUUUUAGGAGCAAGGACCCUGAGGAGUUGAAAAAAGGCUCUGCUGAAGUUAAUAAGGUCCUGCAAAUUUUUGAAGAUCAACUCACCACGAAAUACUUUGGAGGAGAUCACCCAAAUCUGGUUGACUUGCACAUAUGGCCAUGGUUUGAGAGAUUCGAGUUGGUUAAGCAGGUGUCUGGACAUGAGUUCAUGAAGGAAGGGGUCUACCCUAAGUUGGACCACUGGAUGAAAACCAUGUAUGAGUUGCCAGCUGUUAAGGCCUGUCUAACUCCGACGAAGGAUAAUGUGGAGUUCAUCAAACAAUACGCUAACCCUGAUGUUGCCAUACCUGAUUAUGAUAUUGGUCUUUGA
Molecule: messenger RNA, 726 nt
Organism: Helobdella robusta
Lineage: Eukaryota; Metazoa; Annelida; Clitellata; Rhynchobdellida; Glossiphoniidae
Exons: 5
Coding region: 1-726 (241 amino acids)
Biological process (GO): glutathione metabolic process
Cellular component (GO): cytoplasm
Molecular function (GO): glutathione dehydrogenase (ascorbate) activity; glutathione transferase activity
Source: RefSeq, a predicted model, not a curated record